AUGGAUCGUAACAGCGCCCAUAAUGUCCAACAAGAUAUGUGGACUACAUAUGAAAAUCCGUAUAACUACGGAUACUAUCCAGACCUCAACGAUGAUAAUUUUUUCGAUUCAUUUACUGAACUAGGAACACCAAAACCAAUGGAUAUUACCGACAAAACUGUAUACAAAUGUCCACCGAAACCCAAUAUAAAAGCUAAUCGAGUUCUGACUAAAACUUACUAUAACCAUGAAUUCGACAUCGCCAAUUGUCUUCAACCGUAUCAAGUACACACAUUCUACCUGGAUGGUGUUGACUAUUUUUUUGCCAGUCCUUAUAAAGGUUUGCCAACGAAAAUAAUUGAUCUGGCAUUUCACCCUUUGGUUCAUACUUUUUCUGAUCGCAUUAAAGAAGAUGGAUUAUCUCGGUAUCGAGAUUCCUGUUCCAUCCAAGAAAUAUUAUGCGUCCGCGUCAAUAAACAGCGCUCACGUAUCCAAAAACGGCGUCAACAAUCCAUAUAUCUGUUAACUCAAACUCAAUCGAAUCGAUACAAAAUACUAUUUUCAAAAACGACCGAAGGAGCUGCAUUGCGUUCGACAAUACGCGCGGUCCAUCGUAACUUAUACUGGUCGGGAUUGGGUGGUUUAAAGCGUAAAACGUGCUAUAUAACAACGGGAGAGGAAUUCAUCCAGCUGAUGAAAAAGGAUGGUGGAGCAAUUUCAAGUGACGACCAUUGUAGAUGGAAACAGAACCAUCGAAGAACAGAAGACAAAUGGAAAGAAAUAGCGUUUCAUUCCAGUGGCGAAUUUACGUAUACACUUCUGGCAGAUGGUGUGUUUCACAUAUCUCGAGCGGAUACAACUCUACGUGAUGUAGCAUCGAAGCAUCUUCUUCAUGCCGAAUGUGAGCCGGUAGUGGUGUAUGCCGGAAUGUGCAGGUUUGAAAUGCGUGAUGGUGAAAAUCACAUCACGUUCGUGGUAGACAAUGACUCCGGCACAUAUGCACCGACAGACGAAAGAAAUGAACUGGCUCGAUUGAAAAGUUUGUUGGAAUGGAAUUUUGAAGGAUUACAUGUGGAUACCAAAAAAUUUGUGCCACCUGCUAAAGAGACUGCAAGGAACGCAUUAGAAGAAAUGUACGCUUUGGCGUUCAGAUAUCCAAUCACGGCACACGAAAAUAAGUUAGAUUAUUAG
Didymodactylos carnosus is the source of this 1170-nucleotide messenger RNA. The record is from the annotation of a GenBank genome assembly. Lineage: Eukaryota; Metazoa; Rotifera; Eurotatoria; Philodinida; Philodinidae.